AAUGUUUCCAUACAUUUGAAUCAAAUAAUAUUUUACAGAAAAACGCUAGGUACCUACCUACUUACUAGACUCGUGUUUACAAGUUUCUGUUACCAUGGUUCCAUCGAUCAAUGUAUGUAGGUGUUUUUGUUUAGUAUUUCUUUCACUUACUAAGUACAAUUUGUACAGUUUGUUUUAUUAGAAGCUUGGUAUAAUAGUUAAAAAUGGAUUACGAUUUAGCACGUAUCGAUUACACCCUUUGUGGCAUAACGUAUCCAGACGCUUUAAAAAUAUUACCAGUUACGGAACAGAAAUCACAACAGAAGUUCGUGGUAGGAGAUAAAAAUGGAGUAUUGCAAUGUCUUAGUAUAAAAGAUGAAGAACCGGUAGUUCAAUUCAAAACGUUGCCAGGAAAAUCUAUAACAUCAGUACAACUUGCAUCUUCUUCAGGUAACAGCGUUGAUAAAAUAUUCGCAGCUUCAGGAAACGAAGUAAAAGGCUACACAAAGAAAGGCAAAGUAUUUCUCAGUAUAGAAACUUCAGUAGCAGAAACCAUCACAUCUAUGUGCGUGUUGGGGAGUGACUUAGUUCUAUGUAGUGGUAGAACAGUCACGUUAUACAGAGAUUUGCAAGAAGUAUAUUGCUAUUUGUGUGAUGAUAGAGUUCUUGAUGCUGUCGCCUUUGCUACGCCAAAUAAUAUUCGAGUACGCCUUCUUGUACUUAUUGCUAACAAGGAAGCAGUAAUCAUUGAAAAUGGAAAUCUUUACAAGCGCACAUACAUUGCUGCUGGACCGACUCGUAUUACAGUACCAUCUUGUUUACAUGCUACGGACGUCUGUGCAUUUUAUGGUGGCGCCGAUGGUUCUAUUGGACUAAUAUUUUACGAGGAAUCAGAUUUAUCCAGCAAAUGUUUGGUGGAAGGAUGUGGGCUAGGUUCAGUUAUGUGCAUUGGCUGGUUUUAUAACAGUUCAGGCACGCAUCUGGCUGUUGGUCGGCACGAUGGCUCUAUACAACUGUACCUCAUUAACACAGACAAUUUGAGAGAAAAACCUCGACUAAAAUUCACUUAUUUUUCAGGUGAGCCGGUUACGUCAGUAUGUGGAGGUUGCAUAGGAACUGAUGAGCCAGAGUUACUCGCAGCAACUUUUUCGGGAAGAAUAUUCGGUUUACGAUCACGCAGACUUGUCUCAGGAAAUAUAUCCUCAAGUAAUACUAAAACAGUAGAUGCUUUUGUUACACGUCGUUCAAAGUUGGAGACUGAAAUCGCAAGAUUAGAAAAACAAACAGUACAUGAACGAGAAAAAUAUCAACGUAAUACUCAUUCCAUGUUCCCCGGAAUAUCAGCACCGCCUCUGUUGGAUAUUCAAUAUGAGCUUUCAGGAGCGACACGCAAUAGUUGGCAAGAAGCAAAAAUAAUAUCUGCAGUUGCUUUGGAUAUGCUCUUUAUAUACUGUGCUAACAAACUUGAUAUACAGACAGAUAGUGCCGCCGUACUUAGCGUGUGUUCAGCACAGGAAUCAAAAAACACAGAGCUUCUUGCAACAGUGAGAUGUCAAGCAGGUACUAGACGACUCUGGUUACGUAUGCGCGUGCUAUCUUUGGGGGAGACGCACAUGGAGGGCACGCGGGUUCUCAUUUACAUAUUGCCGGCUGGUGCUCCAAGAGUAGCGCGAUUAAUUAAGCUACAUUUGCCAACUUUACCACACUACUCUAAAUAUAAACCAUUAGAAGUGGAAGAUAAAAAUUGUUCUUGGUGUGAGAUGCGUGUGUCAGGAGGUUUUUCAGUAGCUGAAAUGACAUCCUGGUUAGCAGAAGCUCUUCCGGGAGAAUUACCUCGCCCAGCUAAUAAUGUAGCUUUUGCACGUUCUCACAAUAUUCUCGGAACAUCGCUUAUUUGUCGAUAUCAAAGAGGCCUGGCGGUUUUUAAGUCGGACAACAUAUCCACGAUAGCAGUACUAAAAGAUGUUAUUUCUAACUGUUGCGUAAAGCGUAGUAUACGAGCUGAUGUAUCAUGUGAUAUUCCCGAAAAUUACUGUAUCAUAUCAUUUAAUAAUAUCAAAGAAAAAUUUAAAAUGGAAUACAACAAAAACAAGGAAAUUGAGAUACAGAAAGCAAUAAGGUCUUUAGAUUUGAACGAUGUUUCAAAAAAUGAUGAAAACCAACAAAUGCUAUGCAAGGACUACCUGAAAAUAUUGCAACAAUCAGAUGAUGAAGUCGAAGAAACAAAUUUUGAAGAAUUAAUAGAAACCGUGAAGAGUUGGUAUAUGGAUUGGUGCAAAUUAUCAUUGAAUCAUUUCCACAGUAACGAAAUAAUGACACUUCAAAAUGCUCUGGAAAUAUGUAAGGUGGAAGAUGUAGAGGAAAUUUUAACUUUUAAACAUUAAAGUACUGUGAAGUACC
Messenger RNA from Maniola jurtina (meadow brown), 2379 nucleotides. Its product is annotated as Bardet-Biedl syndrome 7 protein homolog. The record is from RefSeq and is a predicted model, not a curated record. Gene Ontology annotation, cellular component: ciliary basal body; neuron projection; membrane. Lineage: Eukaryota; Metazoa; Arthropoda; Insecta; Lepidoptera; Nymphalidae. Bases 204 to 2363 code for a protein of 719 amino acids. The transcript is spliced from 16 exons. Gene Ontology annotation, biological process: cilium assembly; intracellular protein localization; intracellular transport. Gene Ontology annotation, molecular function: protein binding.